Messenger RNA from Malus domestica (apple), 2386 nucleotides. RefSeq names its product probable L-type lectin-domain containing receptor kinase S.5. Gene Ontology annotation, molecular function: ATP binding; protein kinase activity; carbohydrate binding. Gene Ontology annotation, biological process: protein phosphorylation. The record is from RefSeq and is a predicted model, not a curated record. NCBI's taxonomy places the organism in Eukaryota, Viridiplantae, Streptophyta, Magnoliopsida, Rosales, Rosaceae. Gene Ontology annotation, cellular component: plasma membrane.
UUUAUCUCAUUCUAUUCAAAUCGACAAGUAGAGAAAUUGACAAAAAAAGCUUCCUUCUGAUACAAGUCAUUUGUCUGACAUCAAUUAGCUUAAAUAUUUUGCAAAAGACCAUGUCCUCCUUCUCCUUCUCCUUCCACCUUGAUAGCUCCUUCAUCCUUCGAUUUCUCGGUCUCUCAAACUCUACCAGAAAAUCUUCAUGAGUAGGAUGGAAAUUCCUUUGCUGCAAACGUCUGCCGUCCUCCUACUAGCCCUUUUGCACUUGUGUGCUUUUACUCCAGCAGGAAGCUUGAGUUUUAGCUACCCCACAUUUCAAGACAGCGUUGAUGAGAAGGAUUUUGUUCGAUCCGAAUAUUCACGCAUAUAUUUAAAGGCCAUCCAGGUGACUCCUGAUGUUAGUAACGUGGGUUCGAUCAAGAACCAAGCUGGAAGGUUUUUGUAUAAAAAACCGUUCAAGUUGUGGGGGAAGGGAAAAGACGGUGAUCGCAGAGUAGCAUCUUUCAAUUCUACCUUUGUGCUGAACAUCACUCCCAAAACCAAUCCAGGUGGUGAAGGAUUGGCCUUUAUCUUAACAGAAAGUCCCACUCUUCCUGACAACAGCGAGGGGGAAUGGCUUGGAAUUGUAAAUGCAAAGUCAAACGGAUCGGCUGAAGCUAAAAUAGUGGCAGUAGAAUUCGACACAAGAAAGAGCUACUCGGAAGAUGUGGAUGACAACCACGUGGGGUUGGACGUAAACAGCGUUUACUCGAUUCAACAAGUGUCUUUGCUUGGCUAUGGUGUUCAUCUAUCAAGCGAAACCAAUUACACAGUGAGAAUUGAGUAUGACAGCCAGAACAUCGCUGUCUUUGUUUCCCAGACCAAUAAAACUAGGGAAGGAAUGAAGAAUACUCCAGUUCUGGUUCACACUCUCGAUCUCUCUGCCUAUCUUUCGAGGGAGGUCUAUGUGGGAUUCUCAGCUUCCACGAGCAAUAACACUCAGCUAAAUUGCAUCCUAUCUUGGGACUUCCACUCUUCGCAUAUAGAUGAAAAUUCAAACCUGCUGUGGGUUUGGAUUACGGUCCCAGUAGUAGUACUACUUUUGGUAACUGGAGUUUAUUGUUACUUUUUCGGGACAAGACAAGGUGCAAAGCAGGAGGUGCAUCCGAGGAUUGAAGAUGAGAUUAAAACAACUUCCAUGGCUCCAACAAAAUUCAAACUGAAAGAACUUCAAAGAGCAACAGGCAGAUUCAAUCCCAAGAACAAGCUCGGAAAAGGUGGCUUUGGAACUGUCUAUAAGGGACUCUUGGGAGACAAAGAGAUAGCUGUCAAGCGAGUCUCAAAGGAUUCACAUCAAGGCAAGCAAGAAUUCAUUGCAGAAGUCACCACAAUUGGCAGCCUUCGUCACAAAAAUCUGGUCAAACUAAUUGGAUGGUGCUACGAAAGCCAUGAGCUUCUUAUCGUCUAUGAGUUCAUGCCAAAUGGAAGCCUAGACAGAUUUGUAUUCAGGGAUGAGAGUUUUGGCACAGAGAUAGGGAAACCAACACUGAGCUGGGAAAGAAGGCGCAGCAUAAUAUUUGGAGUAGCUCAUGCGCUAGAUUAUAUUCACAAUGGAUGUGAGAAGCGAGUGCUUCACCGAGACAUCAAAGCCAGCAAUAUCAUGUUGGACUCGGAUUUCAACGCGAGGCUGGGAGACUUUGGACUCGCUCGUACCAUUCAGCACAGUAACUUGACUCACCACUCCACGAAUGAGAUUGCAGGAACACCAGGCUACAUGGCUCCGGAGACAUUUCUUAUUGGAAGGGCUACUGUUGAGACGGAUGUUUAUGCAUUUGGUGUUCUUAUGCUAGAAGUUGUCUGCGGACGAAGGCCUGGUAAUCAAAACAAGCAGAACAACUACAACAACAGCAUAGUGUAUUGCCUGUGGGAUCUUUAUAGCAGAGGAAGGAUCCUUGAUGCUGUUGACUCAAGAAUGGAUGGAGACAUCGACGAGGCUGAUAUGGCAUGUGUGCUGAUGUUGGGGUUAUCGUGUUGCCACCCUAACCCACAUGAGAGGCCAUCUAUGAGAACCGUCCUUAUGGUUCUUACAAGGGAGGCGGAUCCGCCAGCUUUGCCCCAAGAACGACCUGCUUUUGUGUGGCCAGCCAUGCCUCCAUCGUUCAAAGAUGAUACAGAAUCUGAUGUGGCUGGAGGCUAAAUUACUCCAUUAACAGAACUCAGUGGAAGAUUACUAAUAUAGCCACAUCAGAAAUCAAGAAAAGCCUUGGUGUUCUCGAAAUGUAAUUUUGUAACAGAAAUAAUUUGGCUAGUUACAUUUUCUUACUUUGUAAAUACGUACAUACAUACAUACAUACAUAUAUGUGGGGUGUGCUAUCCACACACCCCAUUUUACUUCUCACACACCCCUUAAUAA